AUGAUCGACAAAUCUGAUGUCGAUGAAAGCAUCGCUCGGGAUUUACUCGGUCGUUUACAAGAAUCACGUAUUACACUAGGUAUCUUACAAAAAACGGGUAUUGGAAAAACAGUCAACAAUUUACGAAGAUUGAUUGCAACUGAAGAUGUGUCAACUAUUGCCAAAGGUCUUUUAAAAAAUUGGAAAAAACUUGUACCUGAAUCAACUUCGGCGAAUAAAGAUGAGAAGCAAACGGCAUCAGCAAGUGGUAGUAGUAAUAAUAAUAGUCAAAAUUCUCAAGAAACAAAUGUAACUAGUGGAAAAAAUAGUGAUUCAAGUAAAGCAUCAGAACGACAACCGUCGAAAAGUGCUUCAUCAUCGAGUAAUUUUACGGGUUUACAGACAAAAGAUGAUGUUCGAUUGAAAUCACGUGAUCUCUUAGCUGGAGCAUUAUCCAUGGUGGAGUUGCCAGAAGGUUCUGCUGAUCCAGUUGAAUUAGCAGCACGAUGUGAAGACGCGAUUUUUAAUGAAUUAAAAGAUACAAGUGUGAAAUAUCGCAAUCGUAUUCGCAGUCGUGUAGCAAAUUUAAAAGAUGCAAAGAAUCCCAAUCUUCGUAUCAACGUUCUUCUCGGUUUGAUAACUCCUGAACGACUUGCUGUUCUCACUGCCGAAGAAAUGGCAAGUGAUGCAUUGAAACAAGAACGGACGAAAUUAACCGGCCUUGCUAUUAAUGAAUAUCAACUGGCGACAGACGAAGGCACGGGUACAGAUCUCAUUCAAUGUCGACGUUGUAAACAAAAUAAUUGCGCGUACACAGAAGCUCAAACGCGAAGUGCAGAUGAACCAAUGACAUUAUUUGUUUUUUGUAAAAACUGUGGAAAUCGUUGGAAGAUGUGA
Adineta ricciae is the source of this 876-nucleotide messenger RNA. The record is from the annotation of a GenBank genome assembly. Lineage: Eukaryota; Metazoa; Rotifera; Eurotatoria; Adinetida; Adinetidae.